CUGGACACAUUGGCAUUCACAUUGACGCAGCACAGUUGCAAAGAAGUUCCCCUGAGUUCGCAAAUUGUCCUUCGAAGGCCAGAAUAUAGGUACAAAAUACAUCGCCUUGACCGGUAUCAUCAUGUCUCUCCCUGCCUGCCUUGGUAUCCUGCUGCUGGCUGCAUUGCUGAUAGCUCAACCUACUCUUGCUUGGGUUGAGGGCCAACAUCCAGUCGACAAGGGCGCCGUGGACCUGGACAACUGGCAAACCGCUGAACGUGCGGCCUCAGGAGUGCGAGAGACGAUUGAGGCGAUGGGUGAUGAGUACGUCAAGCUGUGCAAACAGAACAACAUGGAAGGUGCCAUGAGCUUUGCGCAUGACCAGCUUAUCCUCAUGCCACAAGGCUAUGGAACUAUUUCGGGAAAAACCGAUGCCAUUCCAUACUUCAAGUGGGUUGAAGAUGUGCAGGGGAUGACCGAGGUCUCCAAAGAACUGAAGCCCUUGGAUAGCAGCGCCACCUACGUCUUCCAGCGCUUGGAAUCUACUAUAACGUACAAGAGUGACAGACCCACGUUUACGGGAAAGUUUUUAAGAAUUUGGAAGAAAGUUGACGACAGCUACCAGGUUUACAUCAACAUGUACAACACCGGCCAAUAACCAGGAGGCUGUGAUCAAACUGAGGCACUUGAUUCAUGGGCGUUCGGUAAAGGACAGAAGGCACCUACUGGGUUAUCCUGAAUUUUAAAAAGUUAAUUUAUCAUUUCAACUGCAGUCCAGUACUGAAAUUAUUAAACACCACUCUUUAAAAAAACAUUUGCAUCACAGUUCCGAGAGGGCUAAAAUAUAACCCCUAUUUUUGUCAAAAGGAUUUUUUGAGGUUUCAUAAUGUGUGGGACAACUGUUUAUCGUGUUAACAUCCCGAUGGGCUUGAAAUGUCGCCAAAGCAGCCAAUAAUUAAUGCUGCUUCACGCUGCUAGUUUCCUUGAUUAAAAGUAAUAAUUAUUUGAUUGACCCACUAUACCUCAGGUGGAAAUCGAGCCUGCCUCGUUCUUUGAGCUACGCUGGAAAUUCUCUUUCACUGGAAGCUAUGAUAAUUUUACAUUUUGAGGGUUUUUUAAUAUCAUGUCAAACAAACCACGAAAUUGGCAAUCAUUUCAUUUCUGAGAAUAUUUACAUAUUGAAAUGGGUGAGGGAAAUCGGUUUCAAUAAAUUGUUUGCAUGAGAAAUACUGAA
This is a messenger RNA of Acanthaster planci (crown-of-thorns starfish), 1213 nucleotides long. RefSeq lists its product as uncharacterized. Lineage: Eukaryota; Metazoa; Echinodermata; Asteroidea; Valvatida; Acanthasteridae. The record is from RefSeq and is a predicted model, not a curated record.